Molecule: messenger RNA, 3738 nt
Organism: Trematomus bernacchii (emerald rockcod)
Lineage: Eukaryota; Metazoa; Chordata; Actinopteri; Perciformes; Nototheniidae
Gene: fbxo34
Product: F-box protein 34
Exons: 3
Coding region: 385-2376 (663 amino acids)
Molecular function (GO): protein binding
Source: RefSeq, a predicted model, not a curated record
UCAGUAUUUAGUUAGCUCAGAGCAGCAGACAGGUUCGGCUGCUUCGUUUUAAACCGUGAUUUGACGUGUACUAAAAUAAUUGUAUCAACAGCUAACUUAGGACACCGAAAGACGGGGUGUUUGACAUUAACGAGUCGGACUGGGAAAAGAGGAGUUUAUCAGUUCCCGUCGCUGCCAGCAGGUUUUCACCGAGACAUUUCCUCCUCCAGUCUUGAGGGGGAGGAGCCAGAAGAGACACGGUGUUUGUUUCUGUUUCCUGUCUGGGAGGAAACAGCAAACGUCUGAGAAAUGUGAAACUGAAGAAUCGGAGGAGCUGUCACUCAAAACAGGACCACACCCCCACCAUCCCCAUCAGCCAAUCAGCACGCAGUCUGAAGGACCAUCAUGCACCUGAAGUCGUAUCAGAAGAUCAUGCGCUCAGAGUUGCGUUUGGAUGCGUCCAGGGUUCAGACGUCGCAGCGGAGCAGCCCGUUUGUGAACCAGCAGGGGGCGCUGAUGAGGACCUGCAGUCGCAACAAUGCCAACAACAACAACAUCAGCCGCCUCCCGUUCAGCGUCAUCUCCACCAACACCAUGCGCUGCAGCAACGCCACCAACAACAACAACAUCAGCAGCAGCGUGGCGGGAUGCAAGAACAACGGGAUCAGAUUCUACCAAACCACCACGGAGGAAGCAGACGCCCCGCUGGACAUCCUGACCGUCAUCAAGCCUGGACACGUCCGGGAAAAGAUCGCCAUCUUCGCUUCAGACAAAGUGCAAACGGACAGCGCUGAAGGCAGUGAACGCACCUCAACCGGCGGCUCAGAGAACCAGGAGCGGACGCCUGAAGUCUGCACGAACACAGCGGUGAUGUCGGGAAUGUUGCGAGGGGUGAAGGCGAAGGGGAGCUGGGAGGAGAACUGUAACGCUAAGAGGCGCCGCAGGUCGGGGAACAACCAGAACCUCCAGCAGGACGCAAAGCCCGGAGACCAGGAGACACAGCAACACGUCCUCAGUCCAUCUCCACUGAGAGCGGUGUCAACGCUGCAUUCAGGCGGCGGCCCGUGUGCAAACGAGGCGCCGCCGGAGGACGAGGAGCAGAAGGUGUCGGUCGUGGAGAUCGUGGCGUUCAUGGAGCAGUUAGCCAGCGAGCAGCAGCCCGACUCCAAACCUCUGCUGACCCUCCAGAGGAGCUCCACCUCCAUCACGCUGUCCAGGGCUCUGCCUCCCGAGGGGUUAGAGGUCAAGGGGGAGGAGCCAGAGAGCGUCAGGGUGUCGGACAUGGUGGCCAAGCUGGAGUCAGAGUGUCUGAAGAGUAGGACGGAGGGCGAUCUGUCGAGGAGCAACAGCCUGAGAAGGGCGGUGGGAAGAGUGCUGCUCGCUGCCUCAGAUCAGAGCCCCGCCUCAGAUCAGAGCCCCUGCCCGUCAUCAUCAUCAGCGAUGACAUCAUCAUCAUCAUCAUCAUCAUCACUGCUGGGAGCUCAGAGUGAUGACAGCGAGCCAAUCAGCUGCACAGAAACACCAGCAGCUCCGCCCCCCUCAGGUGAGGUGGAGGUGGGAGAAGAAACACUGACCCCUGUCACUGUCACUCAGACAGAAGCCCUUCCCCUCUCACUCACCGAGGGGGCGGAGCCUCAGCCCGGUUUGUUGUUUUUGUCCCGCCCCCCUCUUUCCUCAGAGCCCCGCCCCCCUCUUUCUUCAGAGCCCCGCCCCCCUCGCCGCCACAGAAUGUCUUUUGACCUGGAGCUCAGCCCCCCUCCUGCUCCCUGUGACUCUGGCAGCCAAUCAGAGAAGAGGAGGAGGAGGAGGAAGGCUGACAGGCAUCAGGGGGAGGAGCCUGUUGCCGUGGUUCCUCUGGUGCGGCGCCCCUCUGCGUCGCAGGACUUCCUGUUGAUGCGUCAGCGUCUGCAGCAGCUGUUGGAGCCGCAGCCCUUCCUGGACGUCCUGCCGCACCACAUCCUGCUGAAGGUCUUCAGCCUGCUGCCCACGCAGAGCCUCACCGCGCUCAAGUGCUCCUGCAACUACUUCAGGUUCAUCAUCGAGGACUACGGCGUCCGGCCCGCCGACUCGCUCUGGGUUUCGGACCCUCGUUACCGUGACGACCCCUGCAAGCAGUGCAAGAGACGGUACGUGCGCGGCGACGUGUCGUUGUGCCGCUGGCAUCACAAGCCGUACUGCCAGGCGCUGCCGUACGGGCCCGGGCACUGGAUAUGUUGCCAUGGCGCCCGCAGGGACGCGCUGGGCUGCAACGUGGGUCUCCAUGACAACCGCUGGGUGCCGGCGUUCCACAGCAUCAACGUGCAUCAACGUGCCGAUCUACAGGAGCUGCCGUCACCACGACGACCGAGACUGAGAGUGUGUGUGUGUGUGUGUGUUGGUGUGUGUGUGUGUGUGUGAGAAACAGGUCACUGAUGCUGACAUGAACUCCAGCUCCCAUGAUGCAACAGCAGGUCAGACCUUUGGACACGUCUGUGUGCAACAAUUGAAGUGUUUAAAAAAAAAAAUAAGAACUAUUUUAAAAGGUAAGCAAACUUUAACCUUCAUGAGUUUGGAGGUCACGUCGACCUGAGUUGCUUCAUGCGGUCAGAGCGGCGCCCCCUGCUGCUCCUCCGCCUCCUCACAGCAUCCAUUAAGGUGUAGCUCUAAUUGUUUAUCUCGUUAACAGCAGCUCGUUAGUGAGGAGGGGUCUCGGUCAUGACUUCUCCUUCACUGCUGAGGUUAAAACCUGAAGAUCAGCUGAUACUUAGAGCAAGUUCAACUCGUUUCUGAUUAAUACUAAAAUCAUCGUCACUAUAUUUUCCUCAUGUCAAUAAGACUCUCCAACAGCAUCAUGAGUUCAUAUCAAUAUCAUAUCACUGAGGGUUCAUAUCAAAUCAUCACUAAGUCCUGAGGGGGUGAUGUCCAGAUGAACCCAUCACUAAGUUCUGAGGGGGUCCAGAUGAACCCAUCACUAAGUUCUGAGGGGGUCCAGAUGAACCCAUAAAUGCAAACUGCUGCUGGAGUUCAUUAAUAUGACUUGUUUCGUUUCAUCUAAAAAAAAAAAUCAGAAAUCGAUGAAAUAUCCUCAAUUUAGCCAAAGUGUGAGUGAUGUCAGAAUGUCUUGUUUUGUCCGGUUAAAAACCAAAGAUACUCAGUUUAAUAUGAUAUAAAUCAAUGAAAGCCUACAUUUAUCAAAACAGUUUUCCAUUGAAAGGAUUCUUCUGUUUUUAAUCAUUAACUUCACGUCUUUGGACAAAUCAAGACAUUUGAAGACGUCAUUUUUAAAUUAAAGUGAUUUUGAGGAGUAUUUUCGGACAUUAUUUAACGGAUAAAUGAGUGAGGGGGCGGAGCUUCAGCGGGCGCCACGUUUGGAGCGAAGAGGAAUCCACAGUUUUAUCUGCACCUUGCUUGUGUUUACAUUUGUACAUAAAGAGUUUAUUACGUCUGUUCGUGAACCAGCGGCUGAGAGAUAAUCAUCUUCAACGGGACGCUGUUCUUGUUGUUAUUAUUUUGUCGAAGGGAAAAGAGGAAACGUGGCCUUGAGUCUCGGAGACGCUGCAAUACUAGAGACUGUAGAGAUUAUAUAUAUAUAUAUAUAUAUAUAUAAAUGUGUGUAUAUACAAAAAAUAAUAUCGGGGGAGAAAGAAAACAAACGGCCUUUGACCUUCAGAGAUUUUAGUUUUUUUUAAGAUAUGUUGGUUUUCUGUCGUCUGGCUGUUUUUGUUAAAGAUGUUUUGUUUUAAUAAAGUGCUUUCUCAUUGCUCUUUGUUUGGGUUCAAA